Rhineura floridana is the source of this 4006-nucleotide messenger RNA. It is a transcript of the gene ATRIP, whose product is annotated as ATR interacting protein. Gene Ontology annotation, biological process: DNA damage checkpoint signaling; DNA repair. The transcript is spliced from 13 exons. The coding region runs from base 402 to 2828 and encodes 808 amino acids. The record is from RefSeq and is a predicted model, not a curated record. Lineage: Eukaryota; Metazoa; Chordata; Lepidosauria; Squamata; Rhineuridae.
CCUAUUCAGCUUUCCGUUUUUCCUCCACUGAGCUGACCAGACAUUACCGUCGUUGUAGAGAGCGGGCCAUCGAUUGGUUGAUGGGGUCUGGGGUGGAGAUAGCUGUUCCCGGCUCGGCGCAGGAGAGAAGCGCCAGUAGAGGCCUUUCUGGGGAGGUGUAUGUUUCUUUUCUCUUCGGCUCACUAGUUCACACCCCUGGUGGAACUGGUGAUGAGGUGCUGCGACAGGAGACGGGGAGCAAAUGAGGUUGACUUCCCAGGCUGCAGGUGAAGUGGCAGAGGCAACACUGAAUCGGGCGACUACUCAUGUUAUUCCCAAGAAUUGGUUCCGCCUGUCUAAUUUUCUAUGGUGGAGCUGGUAUGAUGGUUUCUUGGUAGUAUCAGACUAACGUUUAACAAAGAAUGUCGGUGAACCAUUUCUUUGGGAAUAAGAAGAGAAACAGCUCCAUAUUAUAUGGUGUGGAUCAGGCAAAAAUUACUGCUUUAUCUCAUCAGAGAGCUACAAGCCGAAAUAAUAUUGGAAACCAUGGAGAUGGCUUUCCUCCAAACAAGCGUUACAAAAGUCAUGCCAGAACUGAGCGUAAAGAACUGGAAGAUCCUUUUGGGGACAGUGAUGAUUUUACAGCAGAUGACUUGGAGGAGAUAGAUAUUAUUGCUUCCCAGGCAUUGACACAAAAUGUUUCUUUGAAAACAAACAUAGUGAAAACUGAGCAGAAUGCUGAGCUGUCUUCCCACUCGAACAACACCAUCAAAGCACCUCAUCUUAAGCAAUGGAAUAUUGACCUCACAACAGACACACAAUCUACUGGGCAGUUUGGAAGUGGCACAGAAGAAACCUCAUCUAGAGACAAACUGAGACUUGAAGCACUUCAUGUGCAAUAUGAGGAAACUAAGAAAAAGCUGAAGGAAAUGCAGGAUGAAAUCCUAAUUAAAAAUGGAGAAAUCAAAAUUUUACGAGAUUCAAUGCAGCAGAUGGAAUCCACUGUGGAGGAACAGCGAAAAUCGUACACACUACUAGAAAAAGAGAAAGCUCAAACUUUCAGUGAAAAAGAAAAGGAAUUCUCCAGAAAGUUACAGUCACUGACAUCUGAGCUGCAGUUUAGAGAUGCAGAAAUGAAUGAGCUGAGAACAAAGCUUUUGAACUGUGAAAGAAUUAAACCUGUUACUCCUUCAGUGUCAUAUACCAGUCCUAAGAAGAGCCCUCCUAACGCUGUAGAAGUUGAAGGAUGUACACAGAAUGAAAAAAAAAGUUAUCCUACAAAAGAUUCUUUUGGACCUGAGAGAUCACCUAAACCAGGCUGCUCCAGAACACAGUUCCAUGUGCGAGCACCUUCAGUUCAUAAGGGUUCCAUUUUGAUAAAUGCAUUGCUGAAACAGCCUAUUGUUGCUGGAUCAUCCCUAGGACUCUGCAGUCUUCUUAGCAGUAAUAUUGACACCGAACCUGGGCUGGAUGCGUCGUCUAGUUCUUUCAAUACAGGAUCUACAAGAAGCAUCAACACAAGGACUGCAAGCUCUCAAGAAGAAGAGACUUCAUUAGGAAUUGCUCAAAAACUUGCCUUAACUGGAUUGAAUUUGAUUGCUGUGGAUGAAGGCUCUUUGGAAGAAAGCUCAGAAGAAAGUGAAAUAGGAAUAUCCCCCCUUAAGCGCUAUAAAAUUCCUGGGGCAAUACAUCUUCUUCCUCUCCUGGAACAUCAUAUUAGUGCAUACCACCAAGCCCUGCUGUUAAUGAUGAAGACAGGAAGCAUUUCUUCUGGAAAUCAAUCCGUUUGUUCUUCCAGAACUUCAAGUGCAGCAUCAAGUGUAGAUGAUUUUUUAUCUACUCUAGAAGAGUUUGCACUUCUCUCUCUGGGCAUUCUUUAUUAUUUGGUAUUUCAUAGCUGGGAUGUUAUUUAUACAUUACUCUCUCUUAAUAUGAAAUCAGAUUGUGGUUUGGGAGAUUCAGAAAUUCUGGAGGAGGACAAGGCUGUUUGCAGUAAGCAGCAGAGAGCCAUUCUUCAGGAGCUCACUCCAGCCGUAGAUACUGCUAAUGUUGAUCGGUCCCAACAUUCUUUAUUUACAAAGCUGUUGCAGGUCUUGGCUUUAUGUGCUAUGGCAGCAGGGUACCAAAGACAUAGCAUCAUGAAUCAGUGCCUCAGAAUUCUAGUGAAAUUAGCUGAAAAGUCAACGGUUGACUUACUUAUAAGCUUUCAGCAUUUGUUGAAUAGACAAACGCAGACUCUGCUCCGCUGCAUAUCUUCUGAAUCUCCCUUGUUUGCUGUCCAUCUAACUGUUAGGUUGUUAACUUCACUUGCUUCACACCAGGAGCUGGCUGCUCAGUUUUGUUCAUGUUCAGAAACCUGUAUCCUCUUAGCACUCUACACAUAUAUCACAUCACGUCCAGAUAAAUCAGCAUCCGAGAUGCUUUGGCUGCAAUUGGAACAAGAGACUGUUCGCUUUCUGACCAAGUGUGUGCAAUGCUGCAGUGCAUCUGUAUUACUUGCUGGAACAGAUUGCCAGUGCAACUCUGAGGUAGUGAAGGUUCUUAUUGUAAUGAUGCAUAGACAAUGGCUGACAGUCAGAAGGGUGGAAGGAAACGUGUUUGAUGGGCGUGGAAAGCAAGUUGUUCAGCUUUUACGGGACACUGUUUUGCUAUUGCACAGUUUGUCUCAAAAGGACAAACUUUUCCAUGAACAUUGCCUGGAAGUGCUUCAUCAGUAUGAUCAUGUCAUGCCUGGAGUCAGAGCCAUCCUCAGAAAAGUUCCAAAUCUGAAAGCCUGUGAAGAGCUUGCACUGGAUGAACAGUAUCCUUUGGAGCCAGAAGCUGAUGAUCAAGAAAUGGAAUGCAGCUAAUCUUGGUUCAAGGAUAUAUUGAGUUUCUUUCUAGAAAAGGCUAACUUUGAAACUUAACUGACUGUAACUUCUUUAAUUUAAUAUAAACUUGGCAAAAUAUCAAAUAACCAGAAACUAUCACAAUGCAAGAAGUAUAUUGAUGUUUUUUCUUUUACUAUUCUAUUGAAUGAGUUUCCAGCCUAAUAUAAUAAAACACUGAUAUCUGAAGAAUGGGAUGUUAAAAAUGUCUAAAAAUCUCCAUUUCUAUGUUUAUGGGAAGGACAACUUUGCUAGUCUAAUUUUCUCAUCAGAUCAUGGAAUAUUGUGGAAAGUUGUUUAAUUUGAACUUUUUCAUUUUUUGAAAUACUUUUGUCUGAUAGAAAUCACAUCUUGUUUUUUAACAGAAAAGAUGUUUAAAUAUGUAUUUCACUGUAUUUUCAGAAGAAUACUUGUGUUCUUAAAGUGAUCAAUUUUGUGUCUGUGGCUGCAAUCCUAUAGAUGCUUCACCUGUGAAGAAGUCCCAUUGAAGUCAGUGGGGCUUACUCCUCAGUAGACAAGUAUAGGACGGCACUGUUUGUCAAGAGGGGAACCUCUGGCCUGAGGACUGAAUGCAACCCUCCAGACCUCUCUUCCUUGUCCUCAGCUCUCUUCUGGCCAUGCCCUUCCUGAGCCCUGCUCUUUGCCCUGAAGUGCCUUAGUGUGUUUGGAAUCAGUCCUUGAACUGUGAUAAUACUUCUUACUUGCCAGGAUGGAGAGAGGUGAGGGUGUGGAGUUACCUCUGGAUUUUUUUUGUACGACUGGAUUGUAGCCUGCUGUACAAAGAUCAGAAUCCUAUCCCUUGCUCUGCCAAAUUUUGCCUCUGGCCUCUCCCACCACUGUCAUGUGGUCCCUAGAAGAUUGGCCACGAUGGAAUGCGGCCCUUGGGCUGAAAAAGGUUCCCCACCCCUGGUUUAUGUAUAAAAAGGCUAUAUGAUCUUCAGGGGCUUUCAUGUUCAGAAACCACUUUGUCAAUGAAACAGUAGAGAUUCAUUGUAAAAUGGAAGAUUUACCGUUUCUGAUGCUUCUAGGCUUGUAUUAUAUAUUGUGAAAGUAAUUCUUACCGCUGAGUCUGUUUAAUGUGACUAGUUUCAGGUACAUGCUACUUCCCUGUUACUUUGUUGCUGACAUUUUUGUAUAAUUACAAUUUAUUUCCAAUACGA